Messenger RNA from Rotaria sp. Silwood1, 2154 nucleotides. Lineage: Eukaryota; Metazoa; Rotifera; Eurotatoria; Philodinida; Philodinidae. The record is from the annotation of a GenBank genome assembly.
AUGUCUACUUCAUUACCAAUCUAUUGUCAACAAUGUCAAACAACAGUAUUAUCAAAUAAUUCUCAAUUAUUAACUCAACAUGAUAAUGUUUUACCACAUAAUUAUUGUUGUCGAUGUCAUAAAAAUUAUGAAAAAUUAUCGAUUAGUCAACAAGAUAAAAUUAACUAUAAAAAAGAGCCAACAUCUAUUUUAUUUCAAACAAUCAAUGAAUCUCAAACUAUUAGAAAAGAAAUUAACAAUAAUGAUCAAUCGUUAUUAUCAAAGAAUAAUAAUUUUUCAAUGACAAAUGAUAAUUGGCCUGGUGAUCGUAUUUUUGAUAAACAAUGUUCAUCAGAUUAUUGUAUAAAACGUUAUGAUGAUUAUCUUGCUGAUCUAAUGUCUAAAAGUAGUGGUUUACCUAUAACUUCAAAUGAAUUGCCUAAUAUUGCUCCAUGUAAUGAUAUUGUUAUUGAUCAUAUGCAUACUUAUGAACGAUGUUCAGUCCAAUGUAUUGCUAAUGAACAUGUUUUAUCAUGCUUUCAUUCUAGUAGAUUUUUUGGGUCUAAAAUGUCAAGAUCAUUGUCGUCAAUAAUGAAACCUAGAUGUCCAGAAGGAAAACGAUUUCUAAUUAUUGGUGGAGGUCCAGCUGGUUUAUUUAUGGCUAUUCAAUGUUUAUUACGAGGACAUGCCGUUCGAUUAAUUGAACAAAGAACAGUAUAUAAUCGUGCUGUUGCAUGUGGUUUACUUGAAACAGAAAAGAAGUUUUUUCAAUUCAUAGGUUUACCAUCAUGUUUUUUUCUUCGUGCUACAAAUGAUGCGAAAAAUUUAGGUGUUUACGUUGCAGAUAUUGAAGAACUUAUGAUGAAGAUACUUAUGAAGAUGGGAGGAUUAAUCUAUUUAGGAUGUCAAUUCGAACCUAAUCGUCAAAUAAUUUCAAGUUAUUCGCAAUCUAAACCUGGUAUUCGUUGUUGGGAUGGUUUAUCUGUUGAUCAAGAAAUCUAUACUGAUUAUGAUGUUUUGGUAUAUGCUACAGGAAAUACAAAAUCAAUUCCAUUAGAUUUAUUUAAAAUGAAACCAUCUCGACUUUCUUCUCAAAUAUUUCAAGAAUUUGAUUAUUUAUGGUCAUCGAAUUUUAAACCAUCGUUCUGGAAUAAUUUAAGUGCUGUUUUCCGUCGUAUAUUUUGUCAAAAACAUUUGUGUCUUCGAACAUCACGCAGGAUAAGUCCAUCAUGUUGUUCGAGUCAUGAUCGUUAUCGUUGUUUCAGUUCGAUUAAAGAAUUUCUUCUCGAUACAUCAUAUGAUGGUGGUGCAAUGAUAGUCCAACGACUUAAAGAUAAAACAAUAUAUUUAGAUGAUUGGUUACAAAAUGUCAAACAAGAACAUAUAUUAUCUUUAAGUGAACAUCCAUUACUUGCAAUGGUUGCUCAUAUUCCAGCAUCUGUAUUUGUUUCAAAACAACCACAAAAACAAGUAAACAAUAUACCGGUUGAUUGGAUAUUUAUUCCAUGUUUUGUAUCAUCUGAAAGUAUUAAUAAUAAUGAAAUACAUACUAUUCAAUUCGAAGGACCAUUACCAAUUCAUUAUCAUCGAAAUGCAAAACAAUUUCCUGUUUAUCGAUUUUUUACUUCUCUUUUACAAAAUUAUCUUAAUGUAUCUCUUAAUGAAAAUCAAUGGCAUGAUUGGUGUCAACAAGAUGUAAAAUUCAAAAAUUAUUCUCAACGUUCUAUACGUGCUUUUCCACAACAAUUUGAAACAUUACUUCAAUAUAGAAGAUUAAAUAUUAAACGACAAGAAACAGGUGAAAUCAUAUUUGAUUAUGAACAAUCCAAAUGUAGUAUGUGGGGUUAUUUCAAAGAUCCUAUUAAUUCUACACAAAAGGAAUUUCUUAUCAUUGGUGAUAGUUUAUGUUCACCUUAUUAUCGUUUUGGUAUUGGUUUACAUAAUGCAACAAGAACAACACUCUCAUAUUUUCAUUCUGAUCCAAAUGAGAGAUUACGACAAAUGUUAGAUGUUGAAAUUUCAUUGGUUAAACAAAUAAUUCUUACAUUAUUUUCUCAAAGUUUUUCCUUAAAUAUUAAUCAAUCGGAUUCUGAUUUUAUACAUUUAAUUAAGAGUACAUUGCAGAAUCAGUUUGAAGACAACAUGUUAUUACAUGGCAAUUAUCUUCACAACUAA